UCGUCAACAAAUAAAAUCGGUGUGGUGAACUCUUACACAAGAGUCUAAAAUCGUCUUGCAUUGAGAUGUCAAAAUAAAUUAUAUUGUUUUCUUCGGUGUUUGCUGCGUCUAUUUCGGAACGAUACGCCGCUGGAAAUUUAGUUCACGUGGAUUUUAUACGCGAUGACGGCAAUUUGCUCAACAGAUAUUUUGAUAAAAAGUGUCAUCAAACCAAUUCAGCAUGGUGAAGGACCACACUGGGAUCACAAUUUGCAAGUGUUGUACUACGUCGACACAUUUCAGGCCACAGCUUUAAGAUGGGAUCCCAAAACAAAUAUAACUACUUCAUUUAAAGUCGAGGAACGAGAUUCGAUAGCAAUAAUAGUUCCUGUAAAGGGAACGAAGAACGAGUUCGUAGUUGGAGCUGAUAGAUUUAUUUACAAAGUUAACUGGAAUGGUUUGGAAAACAAUACGGCAAAGUUUCAAGAAAUUUUAAUGGUAGAUGAAUCAAAGCCAACCAAUCAAUUUAAUGAUGGAAAAACUGACUCUGCAGGUCGUCUGUGGAUUGGAACGCUCACAAGAAACACAGAUCAAUCGGUGACGAAUUAUGGGGGCACCUUGUAUAUCCUGGAUGGUAAGCGAAAGGAAGAGAGAAUAAGUAAAGUCAGUAUCAGUAAUGGCUUGGCGUGGUCAGAAAACAACAAAAAAUUUUAUUAUAUCGACAGUGAAGAAAGAAACGUAAAAGUUUACAACUUCGACUUGGCUAGCGGCACAAUUUGUAAUGGGGAAGUUCUGUUUACUUUGUCCGAUUAUCCUGACAUCGAGGGCAUUCCGGACGGCAUGACAAUUGAUUCCCAAAAUAAUCUAUGGAUUGCGGUUUACGGGGGCGGUUGCAUCCUCAAAGUGGAUACUAAAACCGGAAGCUUGCUCCAGAGAGUUAAAAUGCCGGUCAGCUACGUGACUUCAGUGGCAUUUGGCGGAGCCAAUUUAGACAAGUUAUACGCGACCACGUCGAGAUUUAAAUUGGACGAGGUCGGAGUGCAGCAGCAGCCUUUAGCUGGGUCAGUGUUUGAAUUAACUAAUCUUGGUGUCAGAGGGAAACCUGCCAAUGAAUUUGUGUAUCAGGAAAAAGAGUGUGGUAAAUAG
This is a messenger RNA of Aethina tumida (small hive beetle), 1125 nucleotides long. RefSeq names its product regucalcin. Gene Ontology annotation, molecular function: enzyme regulator activity; gluconolactonase activity; calcium ion binding. The coding region runs from base 163 to 1125 and encodes 320 amino acids. The record is from RefSeq and is a predicted model, not a curated record. NCBI's taxonomy places the organism in Eukaryota, Metazoa, Arthropoda, Insecta, Coleoptera, Nitidulidae. The transcript is spliced from 6 exons. Gene Ontology annotation, biological process: L-ascorbic acid biosynthetic process.